Molecule: messenger RNA, 2627 nt
Organism: Tachysurus vachellii
Lineage: Eukaryota; Metazoa; Chordata; Actinopteri; Siluriformes; Bagridae
Gene: uxs1
Product: UDP-glucuronate decarboxylase 1
Exons: 16
Coding region: 842-1987 (381 amino acids)
Biological process (GO): D-xylose metabolic process
Cellular component (GO): cytoplasm
Molecular function (GO): UDP-glucuronate decarboxylase activity; NAD+ binding
Source: RefSeq, a predicted model, not a curated record
UGAAUCGAGUACUGAAAUCAUCGCUCGGUUGUCUAUGGCCGCAUCAGGAACCAAAUGAGCAAAAACGGUGUGUCUUUGCGCUCUUAUUUCAGUUAUAAAUAGCUAGUGACAUUGAAGAAGUAGGUCGCGGCAGCAGUUAGUGUUACAGAGCCAAGUUCUAGCUAAAAAAAGUGAAAGAAGCAGCUUGUAGCAGCAAGUGAAAUGUCUUCACUGAUUUCAUGCGUUUAUGCUAACAAGCUGUUGACUUAACUGGCUAGCAAAGCUAUCAGGAGGUUCUUGUGUGUACCAAGAAACGUGUAUUGUUUUUUAUUUUUUAUUGUUGUUCCGGUUAAUAGGACGAAAGUACAAAUGCCUGUGAGCGCUUAACUUCUUAAUUUCCUCUAUAGACGUUUAUCAGAUACUGCUUUAGCCUGUUAGCUGCUUUAGCCUGUUAGCCAGCUAGCUAGCAGCACAGAAACAGGACCUGUAGGUACAUGUGCAUGCUCUCGGGCUCCUGUAGUCGCCAGCGUUAUAAAGUGUUUGCUUGAUUUUUUUUAAAGAGACAGUAAUAAAAGCGAGUGAAUGAAAGGGGUUAAAAGUAACAGUCGUCGUGGAGCGUUUGUCACUCAGGAGGGAAUAAUGCAGUAGCUGUGUGUGAGGAGGCUUCACUUCUGGCCUCAGUGCUGGAUGUAGAUGAUGCGGAUGCCCUGGUUCAUUACUGUCAUUAACCGAAGAAUCAUGAAGCUCCUCGUCGCCCUCGGUCUCAUCGCAUACAUCGCCUAAACUGCAAAUCUCCUGGGAUUUUCACACACAACAGUCCCUUGAGUUUGCACAGAAAGCUGUUUGGGGAACCUACACCAACAUGAGGAUGAUUCAGGAACAUAGUGAGCUGAAGAUUGAGCAGAGGAUAGAUGAGGCUGUUGCGCCUUUAAGAGAGAAAAUUCGGGAUCUUGAACUCAGUUUAACACAAAAGUAUCCACCUGUGAAGUUUCUCUCGGAGAAGGAUCGCAAGAGGAUUUUGAUCACUGGUGGUGCAGGCUUUGUGGGCUCCCACCUGACUGAUAAACUGAUGAUGGACGGUCAUGAGGUAACUGUGGUGGAUAACUUUUUUACCGGCCGCAAGCGCAAUGUAGAGCACUGGAUCGGCCAUGAGAACUUUGAGCUCAUCAACCACGAUGUAGUAGAACCCCUCUAUAUUGAAGUGGAUCAGAUUUAUCACUUGGCCUCCCCUGCAUCACCACCCAAUUACAUGUAUAAUCCAAUCAAGACCCUUAAAACCAACACUAUUGGCACUCUGAAUAUGCUUGGUCUGGCGAAGCGCGUGGGUGCUCGACUACUACUUGCAUCUACAUCAGAGGUGUAUGGAGAUCCAGAGGUACAUCCUCAGAAUGAAGACUAUUGGGGUCACGUCAACCCGAUCGGACCGAGGGCAUGUUAUGAUGAAGGGAAGCGCGUGGCUGAAACUAUGUGUUACGCAUACAUGAAACAGGAGGGGGUAGAGGUGCGAGUGGCACGGAUCUUUAACACGUUUGGUUCUCGCAUGCAUAUGAACGAUGGCCGGGUGGUUAGUAACUUCAUCCUGCAGGCUCUACAGGGCGAACCCCUGACGGUUUAUGGUUCAGGAUCUCAGACUAGAGCAUUUCAGUAUGUCAGUGAUCUUGUGAAUGGUCUUGUGGCCCUGAUGAACAGUAACAUCAGCAGUCCUGUUAACCUGGGAAACCCUGAGGAACAUACCAUACUGGAAUUUGCUCAGAUGAUUAAAAGUCUGGUUGUGAGUCGCAGUCAUAUCCAGUUCCUACCAGAAGCUCAGGAUGACCCUCAGAGACGGCGGCCAGACAUCCGCAAGGCAAAAAUGCUCCUUGGCUGGGAGCCUGUGGUGCCAUUGGAGGAGGGGCUGAACAAAACUAUUCAAUAUUUCAGCAAGGAGCUGGAACAUCAAGCCAAUAAUCAAUAUAUUCCCAAACCCAAGGCAGCCCGUAUGAAGAAAGGCAGACCAAGACACAACUAGAGAACAGGCUUUCUCUCAGGGAUGCUGGGACCGUGUGGCCUCAUGUGGCCUCGAGCAGCCAAUUCUCACUGAGGGAUUUUCCCCAUGAACUGGGGGAUUUGGGGUUCUUUUUUGCCCUCAGUUUUUGGAAAACUGUUCUAUUGAGAACUGUCUCUUUUGAUCUUGCUUUUCAAACGUGUGCCUCAGAAAAAAAGAGAGAAAAACCAGACGCCGAGUAUCAUGUCUUGCACUUUGGAUUUUGUCAAUUGCCUAUUAUUUAAGAAAAUGGUGAAAAAACUCCUUUUUGUGAUUUGUGCAUUUAUGCCGGCCAUUAAGUUUGAUGUGAUUCUUUUUUUUUUUUUUUUUUUUUUUUUUUAACUAAUGUCUUUUUUUCAGCGUUGAGAUUUAUUAUGGAGCGUAGUGAUAUCCACUUUAUUUAUCUUGAAUGUGCUGCAGUGGGACGUUCUGCGCUAAUCCGAAGAAAAGAGAAAACGAUGUGAAACGUGUUUUCUGCUUUUUUUUUUUUUUUUUUUUUAAAUGUCAUUUUGAGCCAAGUCUACUGUUGCCAUUGUCAUACUUCUUCAAAGAGAACAAAUGCUUUUUCUGAUUUCAGGUGAAAAACAAAAGCUAUUUUAAUAAAAUAUUUACACUGUACAUUAUA